CCUCAAUUUCACUGCGAUGUUCUCUAAUUUUAAGCACAAAAAUAUUCUUAAAAAGUUGCUAGUUGCAAAGAAAUUUUAAGAUGGCAUUCGUCAGUGACUCCGGUGUUGCAUCGGGAUGUUCCAGCAGAAGAAUCGUCAGAGUCUGGGUCGAUGGAUGUUUUGACAUGGUACACUUUGGUCAUGCAAAUGCAUUAAGACAGGCAAAACAAAUGGGAGAUGUGUUGGUUGUUGGCAUCCAUUCAGAUGAGGAGAUAACAAAACACAAGGGUCCUCCAGUUUUCACAGAGGAGGAGAGGUACAAGAUGGUAAGGUCUAUCAAAUGGGUAGAUGAGGUCGUAGAGUCGGCACCGUAUGUGACAACCAUUGAGACUCUGGACAAGUACAAUUGUGAUUUCUGUGUCCACGGAGAUGAUAUAACAACCACUGUCGAUGGAAUGGACACCUACCAAAUGGUCAAAGAUAUGGGCAGAUACAAAGAAUGUCAGAGAACGCAAGGCAUAUCUACAACGGAUCUGGUUGGAAGGAUGUUGCUGGUGACGAAGACCCACCACCAACGUGACGAGAGCAGGGUUCCAGACAAGAUGUCCAUACAAAUUAUUGGACAGGACAGACAGGCACGGAGUCCGUACACUGGCACGUGUCAGUUCCUGCCGACCACCAAAAGAAUUGCACAGUUCUCAUCAGGCAUCGAACCGAAACCUGGCGACAAGGUGGUGUACGUCAGUGGGGCGUUCGAUCUCUUUCACCUCGGUCACUUGAGUUUCCUUGAGAAGGCAAGAUCCUGCGGUGACUACCUCAUUGUUGGCAUCCAUUCCGAUCCUGUUGUGAACAGAUACAAGGGCAGUAACAAUCCCAUUAUGAAUCUGCACGAAAGAGUACUCAGUGUUCUCACAAAUAGGUACGUGUCGGAGGUUGUAAUAGGGGCUCCAUAUUCAGUGACCGAGGACCUCAUGGACCACUUCAGUGUGGACAUCGUCUGUCACGGAAGAACUGCCAUCUGCGCUGACGACGACGGUGUCGAUCCUUAUGCUGUUCCCAGGAAGCGAGGCAAGUUCGUGCUGAUAGAUUCCGAAUGCGAUGUGACCACAGAGUCCCUCAUCGAACGAAUCAUCGCCCACAGAGUUGAAUUUGAAGCUCGAAACAGAAAGAAGGAAGAAAAAGAAAGAAAGCUGUUCAUGGCCCAAAUUGAACCGCGACAGCAAUUUGAAGAGCCACAACAACAAUCAUUGAACACCAUGACUGGUAUUUGCUAG
Molecule: messenger RNA, 1253 nt
Organism: Helobdella robusta
Lineage: Eukaryota; Metazoa; Annelida; Clitellata; Rhynchobdellida; Glossiphoniidae
Exons: 14
Coding region: 81-1253 (390 amino acids)
Biological process (GO): phosphatidylethanolamine biosynthetic process
Cellular component (GO): cytoplasm
Molecular function (GO): ethanolamine-phosphate cytidylyltransferase activity
Source: RefSeq, a predicted model, not a curated record